Molecule: messenger RNA, 3519 nt
Organism: Morone saxatilis (striped sea-bass)
Lineage: Eukaryota; Metazoa; Chordata; Actinopteri; Moronidae
Gene: calhm5.1
Product: calcium homeostasis modulator family member 5, tandem duplicate 1
Exons: 2
Coding region: 848-1780 (310 amino acids)
Molecular function (GO): monoatomic cation channel activity
Source: RefSeq, a predicted model, not a curated record
UUAAUUACAUUAAAUACUGAUUAAAUAACAAGCUGAUUUUUAAAUAACAUUAUAUAAGAAAACUCAACUAAUAACAAGACUGUUCUGCAAAUAUUUAAGCCAGAUUAUUUGUAUGAUAGCAGUGUUUGACUAUAUUUACUAGUAAUUUGAUUGUUUUUCCUAGUAUCCUAGUAUCCUAAAUCCUAGUAAAAAGGCAGAUUAACAACAAAACAUAGUAAUGAAGGAAUAUAUUUGCAGAAAUGUAAAACAGAAACAGAAUUAAACUUGUAAGAACAAUAUAAAAAUAAAAGCUUAUAAAAUACUAAAACUCACAAAAAGCAAACAAAAGCCAAUGAAAACAUAGGUCUUUGAGUGAAAGUGGAGGAAUAUUGAAAGCUUUGGAGCUGCUACCACAAGUAGACCAAAACUAGACCAACAGGAUUUUUGCAAAUGAAGGUCUCAGCGCAGUUAGGGCUGGAGAGGGAAGCUCAUAAAGAGGGAUGUAAACGUGAACAGAGGACGGGAAGUGGAGUGAAGUUAUAAAGUUGUGAAGUUGUUAGGGCAACGGACUAGACCCUACACUGUCAGUGCAGCAGGGACUUUCCUUUAGAGAAACUGUGAGUAGUAGAGACAGUGGGUGGGAGGGAACAUCAGACUGACUGAAGGAGGAGUCUGAAAAGAAGAGAGCCAGCCAAAAGGAGGGGCACAGACAGGCUUGGCAGAUGUGUUUUGUCUUUAGCUGUGAAAGAACAGGGGACGAGGAAUGACUGCAUGCUGUACAGACACUCCACUUUUUCACCUUUCUUUGUCUAUCUUUCACUUCGGUUCAUUUCUCGUGUAGUGUGUCUGAAGCCUCCCCGCUGACAUUAUGGACAACUUCCAGACUGUCCUGCAUUUCUUCAUGAACCAGAAAGCCACCAUUGGUUACAGUUUCAUGGCUCUCCUGACUAUAGGUGGGGAACGAGUCUUCUCCAUGGUCUCCUUUCAGUGCCCCUGCAAUCAUGACCAGAACUUUGCUUAUGGGCUGACUUUCUUGCUGGGUCCAGCUGUGGUUCUGCUGGUCUUGGGUCUGUUCUUCAGCACCAGGUUGUGGAGGCUCUACACUGGCUGCUGCCUCGAUCCCAUGAAGCUUUGCCCCCGUGGGAACUGCUUCGGCUGCCUCAGAGUGUUCAUGAACAUCUUUACUGGGGCUUGUGUGGCUCCUAUAAUGUGGCUCUGUGUGGCCCUACUCAACGGGACCUUUUAUGAGUGUGCUGUCAGUGGUCUUGAUGAUAACCUGGUGGUGGAUCUGUUCUGUAAAAACAAGACCUUGAAGUGUCGGGAGGAGCUGGCCCGUGUCCCCUGUGACCGGUCCAAACUGUCCAGUGAAGAGCGCAUGGAGCUGCUGCUGAUGUUCAGGGCCCAGUCACAGAUCCUGGGGUGGUGCAUCAUCUUUAUCGCUGCAGUCACAGGCCUCCUGGGUACCUGCUGCACAAACUGUCGUUCCAAAGUCAGCUUCCUGCAGCUCACGUUCUGGAAACGCUAUGUGGAGAAAGAGAAGGAGCGAUUCGAUGCCUUUGCUGUGGAAUACGCCACCAAGCUGGCCGAGAGAAACCUGCAGAGCUUCUUUGAGAAUAAGGAACCUGAGAAAUUCCCCUUCCCCAGCCACAGGGCAUGGGAGGAGAUCUCUGCACACUACACCUUCUCCAGGAGCGAGCAGUAUUACAGCACCCUGCAGCGUUACGUUGAGAGAGCUGACAGGGACUUGACGCCAGAGAAGAGACCUGUCAUGGACUUGGAGCAUGGAAUAGAGAUGAGCUAGACGAGGAGAAUGUGGAACAGCCAAGCUGUGGUGAGACUAGUUACUCAUCACUGUUGGUAUUUAAGUAUAUUGUAUGUGUUUGACUCAGGAAAAGUCUCCUCAUUGACAAAGCUGCCCUUUCAGUUAAAGAAUGUGGCUAUUGCAAACUACAAUGGUACAACCUCCUCUAAGCCCAAAUAAUGAAGGGCAUAACCACUAUUUUACACACUAAUUCUCCCGGCCUCUGUAACACUGCAUGCAUUUGAGGUGUUCUAAUACUAAACUAACACUACUUUUGAAUUUGGCACCUUAUUGUACCUUAUUAAAGGUGCUGUAAGCUGCAUUUUGGCUAACUUCCUCUUCAUUCUUGCAGUUAGCAGCCACCUCUCUCCUCCCCAUCACCACACUGAAAUUCUGCUACCUGCUCUUUUAAUAGGCCUUUUCCACCAACAGGGAACCAGCUCCAUUGUGGUUCAAGGACCUUGUUUUGAACCGUUCUGAGCAUUUCGAUCAAAAUUAAAUUGGUUCCCAACCUGAAAAGUUGGUUCCCAGCUAGAACCAAAAAAUAGGUUUUUCUUGGCAACCAAGGUGGAUGUGUCAUCUUCUGCAGGUCUUGUCUUCAAAGUUAUAAUUAAAUGAAAUGAAAUUAUGAAUCAAAAGUGUUUUUGUUUAACAAGAGAGAUGGCUUCCGGCUUCUCUAUUCAGACUAAUUGGUUGGUUUGGUAAAUCUACAUCUGGUUAACUACUUACGGUUUCACAUUCAGUGGAUGAAACUAAGCAGCACUUAACAAGUAAUUAGUUUGGUUGAGUCCCCUUUCAAAACUCUGAAGCCAUAUGAACAGUCUUGAUAAUACAAGUAAAUCUACCUAAAAUGUUAUUUAUACAACUGAAAAUCAUUGUAUAAAUGGACUGUACAUAUAUUGUGCCUUUUUUAGUCUUUCGACCACUCAAUGCACUGUACACUACAUGCCACACUCACCCCAUUCACAUACAUUCAUACACUGAUGGAAGUGUAACUGCUCGUCAGAAAGGAAUUUAAUCAUUCAUAUACACCGAUGCACAGCAUCAGGAGCAAUUUGGACACUUUGGAGGAGCCGGGAAUCGAACCUCCAAUUAGUGUACAACCCGCUUUACCUCUGAGCCACAGCCGCCCCGACACACGGUAAACACGAGAAAUGAGCCGUACACUAAUUAUACAUAAUCAGUUUAAAGCUGCAGAAGAUUUUUCACCGUUAGGAGCAGGAACCAGAGGAAGCUGAUCUAUUUACAGAUUAUCUGUCCCAUGUACUACUGUCAGGAUAUAUUGAAGGUUUCAGCAAAUGACAAAAAUGUAAAAUUACCUACUGCAGCUUUAAGAAAUUUGACAACCUCAGAUCUUUUUAAAAAAAAACUUUGAAGCAUAUCUUUGAACCAUGGUUUCACCCAACAGCUCUAACAAACAGCAAUGUAGGAAAAGGCACAGAAGGAAUCAAGGAAAUGUAUUCAUCAUUAUACAACACAAGGUUGUGUAACGAAUGAAAAUUUUUAGUCCCUUCAUGCUACACACAUAGAAAAAGAUAACUCAAUUCAUAGAAUAACAUAUAAAAUAAAUAAAAUGAAGUAAACCAGUUACAUUGAUGUGGUAACCAAGGCGAUAUAUUGCAUUUUUUGUUUAUGCAUAGAAUUUGUUUAAAUUAUUAUUUUUUAAAUGUUUACAACACUGUUGUAUAGAGGUUGGGGAUUGUGGUGGCAAUUUGUUUAAUAAAGCAUACAAAGUAUGA